CUGGUAGCACUACCCCUCUACUACCCCACCCCCGCCCAGCCAGCUAAGGGGCGCCAACGCGGCGGUGGGGACAGGAGGUGGCCGGACGACAGCUGGGGGGGCGGCCCUGACCUUCCAGCAAUCGAUGGGGCGCGGCCGGCCGCGCGGAGCCGGGGCGGUGCCGGAGCCCCCUGCAUGCUGUCCGGGCAGCUAUAAAGCGGCGGCGCGGGGCUCAGGCUGCAGCUGCAGCGUUCAUCACAGCCACAGCCCGACCAUGAAGCCUCCUCUCCCCCCACCGCCGCUACUGCUACUGCUGUUGCUGCUCGCAGGCUCCGCCGCGCUCCCCGCGCCUCCCAGGACCCCAAGACACUCAGACGGGACGUUCACCAGCGAGCUGAGCCGCCUGCAGGACAGCGCCAGGCUGCAGCGCCUGCUGCAGGGUCUGGUGGGGAAGCGCAGGCUGCUCCCCAGGUUCGCCCUGGAGGGGCUCAGGUCUCUCUGGCUGCCUCCUGGACCAAGACCCGCUGUCGAAGUUUCAGAGUGGACUGAAGCAACCGGACAGCCCAGAUAAGGGAGGAAGGGGAGUCUCCAGGAGCCUGGCUGGAAUAAUUUGGUUGUCCUUGGCAUCAAUAAAGAAGGAAUUUAAACCCUG
Molecule: messenger RNA, 631 nt
Organism: Psammomys obesus (fat sand rat)
Lineage: Eukaryota; Metazoa; Chordata; Mammalia; Rodentia; Muridae
Gene: Sct
Product: secretin
Exons: 3
Coding region: 125-550 (141 amino acids)
Biological process (GO): brain development; positive regulation of somatostatin secretion; negative regulation of gastrin-induced gastric acid secretion
Cellular component (GO): extracellular region
Molecular function (GO): hormone activity
Source: RefSeq, a predicted model, not a curated record